AUGUCUGUUUUCCCCACGAGGCCUAUCGCCAAACUCACCGGCCAUAAUGGCAUCGUACACGCUGUCGCAUACUCCUCCGGUUCGCAGUCAUACAUCCUGACCGGCUCAUCUGACCGGACGAUUCGACUCUUCAACCCCCAGAAAGCCCCCACGUCCUCCGUCGCGCCGACUGCGUCUAACGCCUACCCGCCCGGUCUUGUGAACAAGUACAGCGCGCACGGCUACGAAGUCCUCUCUAUCGACGUCAACACAGACAACGACAAGUUCGUGUCCACUGGCGGCGACAAGACUGUCUUUGUCUGGGAUGUGCAGACUGCGCAAACCGUCAGACGCUUCACCGGACACUCUGGGCGCGUCAAUCGCGGUGUUUUUGGUGGAGAUGGAGACAGCAUUAUUGCGACGGGAAGCUUCGACGGCACUGUUAGGGUCUGGGACAUCAAGUCCAACUCGUACAAGCCGAUCAUGACGCUCGAUGAUGCCAAGGACAGCAUUACAGAUGUUGCCGUUCACGACGCAGAGAUACUGGCUGCAAGUGUCGAUGGGAGGGUGAGAAGCUACGAUCUCAGGACCGGCAUGUGUCAAGCCGAUGUCAUUGGGUUCCCCUGCACGAGCUUGGACGUCUCGAAGAAGGGUACAGAGAUGCUGGUCAGCUCGCUUGACUCGACAGUCAGGCUCAUGGACCGCACAAACGGGGAGCUUUUGAAAGCCUACAAGGACGAGGCAUUCGUCAACAAGGACCUCAGAGUGAGAAGCACGCUGGGCUUGAACGACAGCGUUGUCUUGAGCGGCAGUGAUGAUGGGAUGGUUUUUGCGUGGGAUAUCAUGGGAGAAGAAUGCAUGCAUCGCUUCAAACACUCUGAGAUGCGCGAGGUGCAGGGCAAAAUGCCGGCAGUGCAGCCUGCUAGCAAGAAGGAUAUUGUUUCGGCUGUAACAUUUUGCAAGACAAGAAGGGAAUGGGUCAGCGGAGGAGGUGAUGGCAAUGUCAUUGUCUGGGGUGUGUGA
Ascochyta rabiei is the source of this 1002-nucleotide messenger RNA. RefSeq lists its product as uncharacterized. Gene Ontology annotation, biological process: mRNA splicing, via spliceosome. Gene Ontology annotation, molecular function: protein binding. The record is from RefSeq and is a predicted model, not a curated record. The coding region runs from base 1 to 1002 and encodes 333 amino acids. Gene Ontology annotation, cellular component: catalytic step 2 spliceosome. NCBI's taxonomy places the organism in Eukaryota, Fungi, Ascomycota, Dothideomycetes, Pleosporales, Didymellaceae. The transcript has a single exon.